Eucalyptus grandis is the source of this 717-nucleotide messenger RNA. Its product is annotated as B3 domain-containing protein Os04g0386900. Bases 115 to 513 code for a protein of 132 amino acids. Lineage: Eukaryota; Viridiplantae; Streptophyta; Magnoliopsida; Myrtales; Myrtaceae. The transcript is spliced from 3 exons. Gene Ontology annotation, molecular function: DNA binding. The record is from RefSeq and is a predicted model, not a curated record.
AGCCAGAAGCCGAAGACGUGAAGCCCCCUAGCCCCGCGAUCCUCUUCUCCGUCGACGGCGCGAACCCCUGUGCUCGACCCGGCAGGUGUGCUUUCGCUUCCCUUGCGAGGCAAUAUGAGUGGAAGGCAAGAAGAUGACUACUGGCCGCUCUCGGGGAAACCGUUCUUCGAUGUUAUUCUUACAAAGUCACACGUUCAACCCCGUUAUAAUCUGUUCAUUCCUUCCAGAAUGCAUUCGCUGCUGCCGUCACAGGACACGCAAACGGUUCUAGCUUAUAAGGACAAGACAUGGAAUGUUAUGCUGUAUACGAAAACAAAAAGGUUCGAUUACAGUUGGAAACAAUUUGUAGAUGACAAUCAUCUUAAGGCUGGGGAUGCAUGUGUGUUUGAACUCAUGGAGUGUUUAAGUACAAAAGUGACCUUUAAGGUUCAAAUUCUCAGAAGUGACUUCCCAGCUGAAUUGCUGGGCAAGAUCAGUGGUGAGACGGCAGGUGCUCCCAUCGUCAUUGAGUAGGAAAGCCCUUAUGUCAGCUAGAUGUAUCUUUUACUGCCUCAUGUACCACAUUACUAUCCUUAUAAUGCCCCUCCUGGCUUUUUAGCUGCUAGAUAUCUUGUCUCAGUUGUUAUUGUAACAGAACUUUUUUAAGGAGAAUCGCUCAUGUAGUAUUACUGAGCCUGUUAGACAUUGUAAAUAAAUUUGUCCUGUUCUUCUACUCAA